Molecule: messenger RNA, 2509 nt
Organism: Thunnus maccoyii (southern bluefin tuna)
Lineage: Eukaryota; Metazoa; Chordata; Actinopteri; Scombriformes; Scombridae
Gene: npepl1
Product: aminopeptidase like 1
Exons: 12
Coding region: 106-1677 (523 amino acids)
Biological process (GO): proteolysis
Cellular component (GO): cytoplasm
Molecular function (GO): manganese ion binding; metalloaminopeptidase activity
Source: RefSeq, a predicted model, not a curated record
CAGAUUAGUUAAAGUCUCUCGUUUGGUCCUCUCCCGGCUGCCGUCGCCGGUGGUUCGCCAAUCGUUACCGUCAGUUAGCUGCUGUCUCUGUAGCAAGUCACAAAAAUGGCGAACGUGGUGCUGGAGUUUAAGGCUUCUGCCGGUGACUCCGACCCACAGACUCGCCCCGUUCUGAUUGUUGGACAGCAGGCCAACCUGCAGCAAGUCAAUUGGAGCCAAAUCAAAGGAAAACUGCAGCCGGUCGUUAGCAAAGAGAUUUGGCAGUCGGCUCUUGGUGCUCUGAACCCAAACCCCACGGACAGCUGUCCCCUGUACCUCAACCAUGCUGCGGUGGCCGCCCUUCCUUCACGGGUCAGCAGGCACAACAGCCCAUCUUCUGCCCACUUUGUCUCCCGUCUGGUCCGCUCCUGCCUGCCUGGAGGGAACAACCGCUGCAUUGUGAUGGUGUGUGAACGCUCAGAUGUGUUUGCAUCCUCCUGUGCCAUUGCCAGGGCCUUCCCCAUCUUCUCUCGCCGCUCCACAUCCUCACGCAGGAAUGAGAAGAAGCACGUCAGCGUGGAGUUUGUGAUUGUCGGGCAAGACAGCAACCCUCUGGAUGUCGCAGAACUUGAGUGUCUGUCCAACGCUGCUGAUGGAGUGCGACUGGCAGCACGCAUCGUGGACACACCAUGCAAUGAGAUGAACACAGAUCAUUUCUUGGAUGAAAUCAAGGCAGUGGGAACUGAACUUGGAAUAACUCCAGUGAUCAUUCGUGGAGAGGAACUGAAACAAAAAGGGUUUGGAGGUAUUUAUGGAGUUGGCAAGGCGGCUGAGCAUCCUCCUGCAUUAGCUGUCUUGAGCCACACACCAGAUGGUGCAACCCAAACCAUUGCAUGGGUGGGAAAGGGGAUCGUGUAUGACACUGGAGGACUCAGCAUCAAGGGAAAGACCACAAUGCCUGGCAUGAAGCGAGACUGUGGUGGAGCUGCUGCCAUCUUGGGAGCUUUCAAAGCUACCAUUAAACAAGGCUUCAAAGAUAAUCUCCAUGCAGUAUUUUGCCUCGCAGAGAACGCAGUUGGACCCACAGCCACACGACCCGACGACAUCCACACUCUCUACUCUGGAAAGACUGUGGAGAUCAACAACACGGAUGCCGAGGGCAGGCUGGUGUUGGCUGAUGGAGUGGUGUACGCCAGCAAAGACCUGUCAGCUGAUAUUAUUCUGGAUAUGGCCACACUGACGGGGGCACAGGGGAUCUCCACAGGGAAGCACCAUGCAGCUGUGAUGACUAACAGUGAGCAGUGGGAGGGUGCCUGUGUGCGCGCCGGCCGCAGCAGCGGAGAUCUCGCUCACCCUCUGGUCUACUGCCCUGAGCUGCACUUCAGCGAGUUCACCUCUGCCAUGGCUGACAUGAAGAACUCUGUGGCUGACCGGGAGAACGCCCAGAGCUCCUGUGCCGGCCUCUUUAUUGGAUCCCACUUGGGCUUUGAUUGGCCGGGUGUCUGGGUCCAUGUUGACAUUGCCUCUCCUGUUCAUGCUGGGGAGCGUGCCACAGGAUUCGGCGUUGCUCUGCUUAUGGCCCUGUUUGGUCAGGCAUCAGAUGACUCCAUGCUGAACCACGUGUCUCCUCUGGGCGCAGCCACCAACGCGUCCGAAGACCAGAUGGAGCGCGACUGCAAACGGAGACGACUGGUGUAGAAGACACAGAACGGUUUACACACCUUAAACUGUUGAAGCGAACGCUCCUGCGAUUAGGGUUAAAACAUUUUAAACUGUGAUUCAGCUUCCUGUGUUUUUUGAUGAAAUUUGACGAAUAAAUAAAACAGAUAAUCAUGCAUUCGACAGUUGAUUGGAUCAGUAAAUCAGAUGUGUUGCCAGAUGUGUUAAACGUGAUUAUGAUAAAACACAGCCCCGUUCACUUGUCCUCAUUACUUGGCACUUACUGCACGAUCACCUCCGUAGCUUCUCCAUUAUUAUUAAAUCUGUUGAUCUUCAUGACGAUUCAUUCAGUUUUGGUCUUAAAUCUUCCAUUUUGUUUCAGCAGUAAUUCUUCAUAAUUGUUCAUAUUUUACAGUUAAUGACAGCUAAAAGUUUUACCUCGUAAUACAAAAACCAUGUUUUCGAAUAUCCACUUCAUUGGGCACUGUUGUCAGUGCAAAUCAAGGAUUAUACCAUACAUGUUUUAGAUAUUGUUAAAAAAAAAAAAAAAAAAAUACUAGAUCAGGAUCAGUGAAACUAAUUUGUUUUUUGGUAACCACUGCACUUUGUAUUCAUCCUGUGUAAAGCUGAACUGUGAUAUGCACACAAUGUGAUCUCAGGACCAAACUGAGGAUUUAGUGCUCACUGCAGUUUUUAACAGUUUCACAACGGUGUCAGAUGACUAAUAGACAAGCGGUGCCACACAACAUGCUAUGUCAGCAUAUUCAAGAUGUUAACUGUAAGUUAAAGUGUUUGACAAAUUCCAGCUCAAGUAUGAUGUUUGUCCAACCUUGUGACAAUCUUGUCCUUCAAUAAAGGCGGUGCCAUCUGA